AUGGAAGAUUCGAAGAGGUUGGAAGAGGGGUUUGGCAAUGGCACGAAGCGGGCAACCAUUGCAAAUGAUCAGGACAAGAAAGUUGCAGAAACUGUCCAUGGGAAUGAGGAAAAGAGCAGGACAACCUUGGACCUGCCUGAGGAACAGAAGGAGGAGAAGCCGUUGAUAAAGCAUAAGACGAAAAGGGUUGCGACGUUAGACGCCUUUAGAGGCCUAACCAUAGUGUUAAUGAUACUCGUAGAUGACGCUGGAGAGGCAUAUCCAAGGAUAGAUCAUUCACCUUGGAAUGGAUGCACGUUGGCUGAUUUUGUGUUGCCGUUUUUCCUCUUCAUCGUGGGGGUGGCUGUAGCUCUUGCCCUCAAGAGAAUUCCAGAGGUCAAGUCUGCAAUUAGAAAGAUCAUUUUGAGGACGUUGAAGCUCCUUUUUUGGGGAAUUCUGCUGCAAGGAGGAUAUUCUCAUGCACCGUAUAAUCUGUCUUAUGGGGUCGACAUGAAGCAUAUCCGAUGGUGCGGAAUUCUCCAGAGAAUAGCUUUGGUGUACUUUGUUGUGGCUUUAAUAGAGGCCUUGACCACCAAGCUCAGACCAACCAGCCUAAAAUCUGGUCAUUUUUCAAUUUUCACUGCAUAUAAAUGGCAAUGGAUUGGAGGGUUUGUUGCAUUUGUUAUUUACAUGGUCACGACAUUCUCUCUGUUCGUUCCUGACUGGAGUUUCGUGGUGUACAAAGAUGACAAUGCUGAAAGAUACACUGUAAAAUGUGGUAUGAGAGGACAUUUAGGACCAGCAUGCAAUGCAGUUGGUUACGUGGAUCGACAAGUCUGGGGUAUUAAUCAUCUCUACGCUGAACCAGUUUGGGCACGGUUAAGGGCUUGCACUUUUAGUUCUCCAGGUUCUGGUCCGUUUCGUGAGGAUGCACCUAGCUGGUGUCGUGCUCCUUUCGAGCCUGAAGGGCUGUUGAGCUCGGUUUCAGCCAUCGUUACUGGCACUAUUGGUAUUCACUAUGGGCAUGUACUGAUUCAUUACAAGGGUCAUGCUGAAAGGCUCAAGCAAUGGGUGUUAAUGGGGGUUAGUUUGUUAAUAGUAGCCUGUGUUCUUCAUUUCACAGAUGCUAUUCCUAUCAACAAGCAGCUCUACAGUUUCAGUUAUGUUUGUUUCACCGCCGGUGCAGCAGCCGUUGUGUUCAGUGGCUUAUACAUCCUGAUUGAUGUAUGGGGACUGCGCACGCCAUUCUUGUUCUUGGAAUGGAUAGGUAUGAAUGCAAUGCUUGUUUUCGUUAUGGCAGCACAGGGAAUUUUCGCAGCAUUCGUAAACGGAUGGUACUUCAAAAAUCCAGACAACAACCUGGUGAAAUGGAUUCAGCAGCAUGUCUUUAUUGAUGUAUGGAAAUCUGAGAGACUGGGGACCCUAUUGUAUGUAAUAUUUGCAGAAAUCACCUUCUGGGCAGUGGUGUCUGGCAUAUUACACAAACUUGGCAUAUAUUGGAAGUUGUAAGAGAUUGUUCUGCAUGCUUCAGCUGCUUCAAGAAGUUCUGUACAUGUUCAUUGUGUAAAUCAAAGGGAACUUUGGCCUUCAGUAGUUCUAUUGCAAUCUCAACUGUUAUUCGAUAAGUACAUCUGUUUAUGCCCUUAAAUUAUCUUCAUCUGUUGCAUUGGAUGUUGUACCUGUUGUCAUUCUGAUCUCAUGUGUGGUAUGAUCAAUUUGAG
Messenger RNA from Sesamum indicum (sesame), 1700 nucleotides. RefSeq lists its product as uncharacterized. The record is from RefSeq and is a predicted model, not a curated record. Lineage: Eukaryota; Viridiplantae; Streptophyta; Magnoliopsida; Lamiales; Pedaliaceae.